Molecule: messenger RNA, 1078 nt
Organism: Gossypium raimondii (Peruvian cotton)
Lineage: Eukaryota; Viridiplantae; Streptophyta; Magnoliopsida; Malvales; Malvaceae
Product: heavy metal-associated isoprenylated plant protein 24
Exons: 2
Coding region: 393-845 (150 amino acids)
Molecular function (GO): metal ion binding
Source: RefSeq, a predicted model, not a curated record
AAAGAGUGAAAAGGGAGAAAAUCCUGUAUGUCCCAAGGAAGUUUCGUGGAGUUUCCAGGAGAAACCCCACUUUCUAAUAUCUUAUACUCCUAAAAUUAAACUCAAUAUAUCACCUUAAUUAAGAUGUUUUAUUUGUUAGGUUUAAUAUUACAUUCUCUCUCUAUAAAUCCAUGCAUGCAAAGGUUUCCAUGGCGACCAAGAGUAUCCCACUUCCUCACUUUCUAGUCUUUACGCUUCUUUCUUUUGCAUUUAUUUUAUCCAUUUGAGACGAAAGGUAGUGUGGAGUAGUCCUCGUCUUCAACCCAAGACUUGACCCAUCUUAUAUAUAUAUAGUUCUUUAUUUGUUUGGAUCAAAAUCCAAUAUACUAAUCCUUCAAAUCAUAUUACAAAAGAUGGGAGUAGAAGGCACCUUGGAAUACAUCUCUGAUUUGCUUAGCAGCGUGAAGAAGAAGAAGAAGAAGAAGCAAAUUCAAACUGUAGCUCUCAAAAUCAGGAUGGAUUGUGAAGGUUGUGCUCGUAAGGUCAAGAAGGUCCUCUCCGGCGUAAAGGGGGCAAAGUCUGUGGACGUGGACUUAAAACAACAAAAGGCCACCGUGACGGGUUACGUAGAGGCAAAGAAAGUACUGGCGGCGGCGCAGUCAACCAAGAAGAAGGUGGAGUUGUGGCCUUAUGUGCCUUACACUCUGGUGGCUAAUCCUUAUGUGGCUCAAGCUUACGACAAGAAAGCUCCUCCCAAUCAUGUCAGGAAGGUUCCGGCCACUGCCACCGUUACUGAGACCACCAUUGACGACCGGUACACCAACUUGUUCAGUGAUGAUAACCCUAAUGCUUGCUCCAUCAUGUAAAACACUAAUAAUAAUAAGUGGUAAUAACAGGAUUGUAAAGUUUUACUUGCAACACGCCAUUAAAAUUUUCUUGGAGAUUUUGUGCUACGUUGUGAGCAAAUGAGGGGAACUGUAUGAGUAGCUUGGGGACAAUUAUUGAUUUGAUGUGUAUUAGCAUCGUCUCUAUAGUUGUCCUUUUGUUUUUUUCCUCUGCCAAAUAUAAUUAUAUUAAUAAAAAAAGGUUAGUAAAACAA